Molecule: messenger RNA, 1695 nt
Organism: Parastagonospora nodorum SN15
Lineage: Eukaryota; Fungi; Ascomycota; Dothideomycetes; Pleosporales; Phaeosphaeriaceae
Exons: 2
Coding region: 1-1695 (564 amino acids)
Source: RefSeq, a predicted model, not a curated record
AUGCAGCUUCAAAUUGUCCUCGUCCUGGCUGCGGCUGCCACUGUGUCAACUCGCGGUCUUGUGGUUAGGAGCUCGAAUGCCGUUGAGUAUGUCGGUGUCGCAUGUCAAGACAGCGACAUGUUCAUGGGUAUUCCCUACGCUCAGGACACCGGCGAUGCCAAUCGAUUCAAGCCACCGCGCCCAUACAUGCCCGCUCCAGGUGAAAAGAUCGAUGCCACCAAGCGAGGUCCUGCCUGCCCGCAACCGAUGGGCCGGUUGUCGCCUCCUCUGGCACUUGUCAAUGUCACAGAGGUGUCAGAGAACUGCUUGAAUCUGAACAUCGCCAGGCCGAGAGGCGUCGCUGGUCCAUUGCCCGUGGCGAUUUAUCUUCAUGGCGGUAGCUUUUGGUAUGGAUCAAAGGACGAACCAACGACGGCGCCGGCUGGCUUGAUACAACAGUCAGUCGAGAAUGAGAUACCAAUCAUACAUGUCUCGAUCAACUAUCGUUUGGGGUUCUUUGGCUUCGCACAAUCGGACACACUUAAACGCGAAGGCAGUGGAAAUGCCGGUCUCCGCGACCAACGCCUUGCUAUCGAGUGGGUGCGGGAUAACAUCGCUUCCUUUGGCGGAGACCCAGAGAAGAUCACCAUCUUUGGACAGUCCUCGGGUGGUCUCGCAGUUGGUAUGCAAAUCCUUGCAUACGGUGGAUCAAGGCCUCUUCCCUUCCAGCAAGGCAUUGCAGAGUCUCAAGCCCUCGAGCCAGGUAUCACUGCAAAUUUCACCAUCGAUGCCAUGAGUGCGCUGACCGACUACGUGGGCUGCAACUCGACCAGUGUGCACUCGCCAGAGACGAUUGCAUGUCUCCGCGCAAAGGACACCGAUACCCUGCUUGAAGCUGCCAUAAUCACGUAUGCCAGCGACAUUGCGCACAACAUUGGCGAUGUUUGGCUGCCCGCUAUCGAUGGCGACUUUCUGCCUUAUGCACCAAGUAAAUUGAUCGCCGACGGCCGCAUCGGAAACGCGACGUUCAUUGCCGGAUGGACUCAGGAUGACUUGAAUUUUUACACCAACACGAGCAUCGCCACGGCCGGUGAUACGUACGACUUCAUCCGCGCCUACCUUCCAGGGCUGAAUCAGUCAAGUCUCGAUGACUUGUUGGGCAUGUAUCCCAUUUCGGAGUUCGCACCAGCCACGAAUCUCAGCGCAGAGUUCUUCCGCUCUGCGCGCAUCUUCAGGGACGUCUUGAUGGUUUGUCCGUCACUACACCUCGGCGCUGCGGUUGCAAAAACGCUUUCGAAGCCAGUGUAUCACUACAACUUCAACCAAACUGUUGUGGACCAGAUCCUCGACCCCAUGAGCAACGUUUCCGGUCUAGGCGCGGGCCAUACCUCCGAGUUCGCGUACGUGUUCGAUAGUUUCCGGGCGUACGACAAAGCUGGAUUCCCAGUCAAGGAGACUCGAAAGGACCAUGAGCUUAUGGAGCGGACAAGCCGGUCUUGGAGCACGUUCUUUGCCACGGGUAGUCCAGAGGUUAAGCUCCACGCUACGUUGCAUAAUUGGUCUGGGGCAUACGCCUCCAACAAUGGGCCGUUCAUCAUGACAAUUGGUGGUCCGCACGAGGGAAUGAGCCCAGCUGGCGGACCCGUGGGUCAGAGGUUGAUUGAGCGAUGUCGUUUCUUGAACGAUGCUGCAAUCAUCGAGGCCCUGGGCUAUUAG